AUGAAUGAUGCAUCUGAGGCCGAAGAGGCCCUCACCUCGCAGGUGAUAGUUAGCGUCUUGGUUCUGCGCAGCCGCGUGGGUUUUGCCUCCUACGACAGCGCCACCUGCCAGGUGAGCUGCGCCGAGUCCGCGGUGGUGCCGGACCGCAGUGAAGAGGUCGUUAUUCGCAGUGCGAUGGAUGUGCCUGGGGACAUUGCGUGGGUGGCGCAGCUUCUCGCACUCAAGAGGCCGAAGGCGGUGCUGAUCCCCUCAGCGGGCUCGCAAGUGCUGCUGGAUAUUGCCUUUUUGUUUGGCGUGAACGUCGUUCUCACCGCCCCCCGCGAGUUUGACGAGGGCCGCAUUUGGGACCUUCUUAGUCUCCUGUGGGGAGGCGUCACUCGACUGGAGUGGAACUCCCGUAUCUGCCCGAGCAAUCAUGUGAUGCUAAUGGCGCUCUCCGCGCUCCUGCCGUACCUGCAGCGGUGCGAGUGUCCCAUAGCCGACGUUGUCGAGGUGCCUCCGAUGGGUCUGCUGUACGUGGAUCAGGACACGCUGUCUGCGCUGCAGCUUCGUCGGACAGAACCGCAUCCAAUGGACUAUCAAGGGAUUGGGCGUGGGAAGGAGGGCCUUUCUCUGCUAAGCGUCGUGGAUCGCACGUGCAGUGUGCUGGGUCGGGCGCUUCUUCGGCAGUGGUUUGCCCUUCCGGUGCGGGACGAAGAGGAAUUGCGGCGACGGUACGACGUCGUCUCAUUUUUUACAGCACAGGAGAAUUAUGAUCUCAUGGUGCAGCUGCGGCGCGCACUGCGUCAUGUGCGGUACACGAGCAACAUAUUCACAAAGAUUCGGGCGGCAAAGCACACAACCACCGACUAUGAGAACCUUUUACGCACUGUGAAGGGUUUUUUGCGCAUCUCUUCCCUGCUCUCUCCUGUGGCACAUUCCAUACCUUUGUUUUUGUGUAUUGUGACAAGCUGUCAAAACACUCAACUGGAGGAAAUGGGCCGUCUCAUUGAUGGGGGUAUUUCUUUUUCCCGAGAUCCUGGCGGGGCGUUGAGUAAAACCUACGUGCAUAUCCGCGCGGGCUUUGAUGCCACAUUAGACGAACUUCACGCCCACUGCGCCCGUUUGGAUGAGGUGUUGACGAAUGUUGCACAUGAGGAGUCCCGCUGCCUGCCUUCAGUCUGGGGUCGCUGUAGCGUGGUGUGUUUGUUUGCCCCGCAUUGGGGCUACGUCGUGACGCUCCCUCGUUUACCGUUGUCCGUUGUCCAGGAGGAUCUGCCACCGGAUUGGGAGUUGCUGCUUCAAACCGAGGAGGGGCCCUUCUUUAAGACCCCAUUGACCCGUCGCAUGGAUGAGGAGCUCGGAGACGUGCGCUCAGCCAUUUUGGAGAGAGAGGGGGCGAUUCAGCGCCAGUUGGAUCAACAGUUAAUAGUCCUGUCACCGGCACUGAUUCCGCUGCAUCUUUGUGCGGAACUUGACUGUCUCAUGGGCUUCGCCCUUUGUGCGUUGGAGGGUCAAUGGAGCCGCCCAGAGAUUGUGCCGGAGCCUGGCGUCCUUGUCAUUGACCGCGGCUUUCACCCUAUUUUUGCACGGACGGCGGCGCAUCAAGUCGUGCCGUAUUCACUAAAUAUUCGCCACAGCACACAACGAGUUUGUGUGGUGACAGGGGCGAAUGGAAGUGGAAAGUCUGUCUUUAUCACAGCCGUCGCGCAUGCAGUGUUUCUUGCCCAUAUUGGGUCCUAUGUCCCCUGUGCCCACGCCACCAUUGGUCUCUUGGACACCUUGAUGGCCCUUUACACCGUGUCGUCCAAUUUGAACGACAGAAACUCGGCCUCCGCAGCGAAGGAGUUGCAGUCAAGCUUCGGGAAUGAGUUGGUCUCAAUGAGCCGCAUGCUACAGAGGUGCAGUAGUCGGAACAAGGAGGGAGGAGCUGGAUCUGGGCGUUCUUUGCUGGUGUUGGAUGAGUUUGGAAAGGGGACGCUUUCCAUGGAUGGUGCCGCAUUGCUGGCAGCCUCGAUACUGUCCCUGAUUUCGUUUGGCGAGCGGCGCCCUAUUGUGCUUCUGGCAACGCACUAUGUGGAGGUGCUGCAGCCGCGGCUCAUUCCUCGGGAGGAAAUUGUGCUGCUUGAGAUGCAGACAACGCUCGCGAGGACUGCUUCUAGGCGGGGAGAAGCGAGCGAAGACACGGAUGAGGAAGUUGUCGGUGGUGCUGAGCAACUUGUUCACACGUAUUCUGUGGGGCCCGUUCAAAGUACCGGCAGCAUGGACACCUCGCAGCAGAAGGGAAUGACUGCCCAAGCCCUGCACUUUGCGCUACAAUUCUCUGUUCCUCCUCUCUUAUUACAGCGUGCGUGGGAAUUAAUUGUCACAGAAGGUCUAUGA
Molecule: messenger RNA, 2361 nt
Organism: Trypanosoma conorhini
Lineage: Eukaryota; Euglenozoa; Kinetoplastea; Trypanosomatida; Trypanosomatidae
Product: putative mismatch repair protein MSH5
Exons: 1
Coding region: 1-2361 (786 amino acids)
Biological process (GO): mismatch repair
Cellular component (GO): nucleus; MutSalpha complex
Molecular function (GO): ATP-dependent DNA damage sensor activity; mismatched DNA binding; ATP binding
Source: RefSeq, a predicted model, not a curated record